UGUAAAUGAAACUUCACUAUCACGAUCCGAUAAAAUGAUGGACCAACAAUCAUAUCACCAGGAAGACUCUCAGUGCCCUUAGAAAUUUCCAUGGACGCAUCUGGCCCAGGUACAGACCAUUGAACUUGAUCAGACCUUUCUCCUUUCCGACCAUGUCAACCGACGUUUCGUCUCGUGUCGGUCUGCUAGAGUUCCUCAGGCGAUCCCACGCCCUUCAAGCGCAAUAUAUCGCCGGCCAUGCUUCCUCCUCUGCUCCCAUCCAUGUCCUGGGAAACACGUCUGCAGACCUAGACUCGAUUAUCUCCGCGAUAACAUACUCCUAUUUCGCCAAUGGCCGCGUUCCCUCUGGGAAAGGAAGACCGCAUGUCCCCCUCAUAAACCUCAUCGAUGUCCCCUCAGGAUCGGAACUCCGUCGGUUGCGUCCAGAGUUCGUGACCGCUUUAUGGUGGGCGACAAAUACGGACAUAUCAGAAUCAGCAAACUGGCAGAUUGACGGGCACCAAGCGGCGAAUUUCCUCCGGGAGCGUCUGCUUACGAUUAUGGACCUCAAGGCACUGUUGCGAGAACACGAGCGCGCAGAGGGCGGUAGACUCAAAGAAUGGAACUUCGACACGACAUUAGUUGAUUGGAAUGCGCUACCUCUGCGAUCAAAGGAUGGGAAACCUGGAAGAGGCUCGAUUGAGAACCUGCUGGAUGUCCAUUUCGACGUGGUCGGCUGCAUUGACCACCAUGUCGAUGAGGACUUUGUGCCUCCGGCAGAUUCGCUUCCUGCUGAUAAUCUGCGGAUCGUCCAGCCGGGGCCAGGGUCAUGUACAUCGCUCGUUGUGAGGGAACUGCGAUCGCGAGGUCUUUGGUCCGACAAACCGGCUGCGGAUCUAUACGGGGCUGUGGGAUCUGUCGGGCCUGAGAACGCAGCUGCGAUUUACGAAGCCCAGGUUGCUAAACUCGCACUGGCUGCAAUCCUGAUAGACACAACGAAUCUCACCUCUGAAGGGAAGGUAACAGAUGUCGACCGCGACGCAGUCGCGUUUCUGGAGACGAAGAUUGAGCACGGGUAUUCGAUACAUCGUUCCUUGCAAACCGCCCAGCAUCCUCAGUGGAGUCGUAACGCUUUUUUCGAUGCUAUACAAUCUGCAAAACAAAACAGCCUUGACUUUCUCACGACCGAAGAGAUACUGGGUCGAGACUAUAAAGAAUGGAUGGAAACGUCUUCUACAUCAGGCACUUCCAUCCGUCUGGGAAUGUGCUCUGUUGUGAAACCUAUCUCGUGGCUAGUCGAAAAGGCCAGUACCUCUACCAGUUCCACUAUUCGGGAUCAAACCAAACAACUCCUCAGUGACAUUCAGGACUUCUCCCAAACGAGAGAAUUAGAUGUCGUUGCGAUUAUGACCGCAUUCGUCGACGCGAACGGUCAGUUUCAGCGGGAACUGCUAGUCUGGUCAGUGAACACCGAGGAGGGUAUCCAAAGGUUGGUUAGGCGAUUUGCAGAACAAUCCUCUAAAGAACUAGAACUAGAGGACUGGACCGACGGUGAUAAACCCACCGUGGCUGAAGAAAUCCGUAGCAUUCUCAACAGCGACACAUCUUCCACAACGGGAUGGAGACAUCUCUGGCAUCAGAGGGAUCUAGCAAAGAGCCGAAAACAAGUCGCGCCGCUGCUGAGAAAAGCAAUUUCCACUUAAUAGUUAUACAGCUUAUACCACCAUAAUGAGAAAGAACUAGCCUCUUGAAAGCCAAUACAACAUACUGCGACUACUGCUUUAAAACCCGAGAUUACGCCAUAUAACUAUCACGCGCCAGAGCGGAAAAAGCUGAGACAUAAAAAAAAGUCAUUUUUGGUAACUUUUUGAAUUUUGAACACUGACAAAUAAGGUUUUCCUUAAUGACACCGAAGCUUGCCAUGCAAUCCUGAUCUUACAGAUGCAAUGCGUUCAGACCAAGAGAAAUGAAAGGGCCUAUCCCACCCAAAAGAAAGGGAAUCAUGCCCCCGAAAAGAAAAGAAACAUGAUAAUGAUAAUGAUGCAACCUUGCAACUCCGA
Molecule: messenger RNA, 2039 nt
Organism: Paecilomyces variotii
Lineage: Eukaryota; Fungi; Ascomycota; Eurotiomycetes; Eurotiales; Thermoascaceae
Product: putative exopolyphosphatase
Exons: 2
Coding region: 153-1682 (509 amino acids)
Cellular component (GO): cytoplasm
Molecular function (GO): exopolyphosphatase activity
Source: RefSeq, a predicted model, not a curated record